AUGUCACAUGAUCAAACAGGACAUUCCGGGAUGGCCCAGUGGGCUCUCAUUGUAGCCAUGAUGCGCCAUUUGAGCAAAGACUCGAUCCAGUUGAUGCUGGGCUGGGUGGAAUCGGGUCUUUCCCGAUUCUUUGCCCCGGGCUUGGCUCUCGUUUUCUGGGUCGGACUCCGAUCCGGACUUCGGCAUGAUUGCUUGUGGGCCCUUCCUUUUUGGGCUUUUCCUCGUUGGGACAUCCCUAGUUGCUUAUGGCAUGUUGUGCAAAAAAGAUGUUUGUCGUUGCACGAAUAUCGCUCCGCUGCUCUUUUGGAGUCGUUCGGCGUGGGUGUGCCUAAAGGCUACGCCGCCACCACCCCUGAAGGAGCUUUCGACGCCGCCAAGAAAUUGGGCACCAGCGAAUUGGUGAUCAAGGCCCAGGCUUUGACCGGAGGCAGAGGUAAGGGCCACUUUGACAACGGCUUCCAGGGCGGAGUCAAGUUGAUCUCCUCCCCAGAAGAGGCCAAGGACUUGGCUUCCAAGAUGUUGAACCGCAAGUUGAUCACAAAGCAGACUGGUGCUGCCGGUAAGGAGGUCACCGCCGUCUACGUGGUGGAGAGAAGAGACGCCAGAACCGAGGCUUACUUGGCCAUCUUGAUGGACAGAGCCACGCAAAAGCCCAUGAUCGUGGCCUCCUCCCAGGGAGGUAUGGACAUCGAGGGUGUGGCUGCGGAGACCCCCGACGCCAUCAAGACCUUCUCGGUCGACUUGGACGCCGGUGUCACCGACAAGUUGGCCACGGAAAUCGCCUCUGUCUUGGGCUACACCCAGGAGGCUGUCCCCGAGGCUGCCAAGGCCGUGCAGAACUUGUACAAGGUCUUCAUCGAGAAGGACUGCACCCAGGUGGAGAUCAACCCCUUGUCCGAGACCCCAGACCACAAGGUGUUGGCCAUGGACGCCAAGUUGGGCUUUGACGACAACGCUGAGUUCAGACAGAAGGACGUGUUCUCCAUGAGAGACACCACGCAGGAGGACCCCGAGGAGGUUGAGGCCAGCAAGUACGGCUUGAACUUCAUCAAGUUGGACGGCAACAUCGCCAACAUCGUCAACGGUGCCGGCUUGGCCAUGGCCACCAUGGACAUCAUCAAGUUGUACGGCGGUGAGCCUGCCAACUUCUUGGACUGCGGUGGUACUGCCACGCCUCAGACCAUCGAGAAGGCCUUCCAGUUGAUCUUGUCCGACAAGAAAGUCAACGGUAUCUUCGUCAACAUCUUCGGUGGUAUCGUCAGAUGCGACUACGUUGCUGAGGGUUUGAUUGCUGCCACCAAGAACUUCAACUUGGACAUCCCAGUCGUAGUCAGAUUGCAAGGUACCAACAUGAAGCAAGCCAAGGACUUGAUCGACAACUCCGGCUUGAAGUUGUACGCCUUCGAGGACUUGGACCCUGCUGCCGAGAAGAUCGUCUCAUUGGCCCCAAAGGCUUAA
This is a messenger RNA of Metschnikowia bicuspidata var. bicuspidata NRRL YB-4993, 1458 nucleotides long. RefSeq names its product succinate--CoA ligase (GDP-forming) subunit beta (gene LSC2). Gene Ontology annotation, biological process: succinyl-CoA metabolic process; tricarboxylic acid cycle. Gene Ontology annotation, molecular function: ATP binding; succinate-CoA ligase (ADP-forming) activity; metal ion binding. The record is from RefSeq and is a predicted model, not a curated record. NCBI's taxonomy places the organism in Eukaryota, Fungi, Ascomycota, Pichiomycetes, Serinales, Metschnikowiaceae. The coding region runs from base 1 to 1458 and encodes 485 amino acids. The transcript is spliced from 2 exons. Gene Ontology annotation, cellular component: succinate-CoA ligase complex; mitochondrion.